Messenger RNA from Pistacia vera, 2598 nucleotides. RefSeq lists its product as uncharacterized. NCBI's taxonomy places the organism in Eukaryota, Viridiplantae, Streptophyta, Magnoliopsida, Sapindales, Anacardiaceae. The transcript has a single exon. The record is from RefSeq and is a predicted model, not a curated record. The coding region runs from base 115 to 2385 and encodes 756 amino acids.
AUAUAAAAGAAAGUCCAAUAGAAUACCUGAUCUCAGACUUCUUUCAUUGGAAAAUAUAGUCCUCAGCAUCAAAAAAGAAAGAUAAUUGAAGAAGAGAUUAAAGAUUUCAACAAGAUGGUUAGGGAAGGUUGCAGCCUCGAUGGGAGCAUGAAUGAAGCAAAGUUCGGCGAGCCGUUGCCAUUUAUUGGUAUCUAUGUAGCAGCAGCUUCUUUGGCAUGCGCAGUUGCUAUGACUUUGGAUGCCAUCCGGGGUUUUCACUAUCGAAAAUUUUGGUUUCCCUGCAAAUAUUUCGCUCUUAAUGCUACUUCCCUCGCCAUAAUAGCUGUAGCAAUCAAAUUUUCAGUGGAUCUAAAUACCGCUAUGCCUCGCAAACAGGACCAGCUUGCCAAGCUUAGUAGCGCGGUUCUGAUAUGUACAACAAUGGGUAAUACUAUGCCUUCUCUUGGCACCAUGGAGAACAAAGAACUGUUCAUGAACAUUAUGGCUUUGGGGAUACUUGUUAUUACCGUGGUUGUUAACAUCUGCAUCCAACUAGGUACUGGCGUGAUCUUUAUUUUCUGGAAAGAACAUGCCUUUAUCUUGUUUCUCAUGCUUGUUAUGCUUGUGAUCCUUAGUUUUUCGGCUUUAACUGUGCCGGUAACUAAGAGAUAUUUGGAGAUUAAGUACAACAAAAAGUACCAGUUAGCUCUCAAAGAAGGCUCAAAUGAAGCUGAUAUUCCAUUGUUUCAGAAACUGAAAGAAGAUCUAAUGAAACAUUGGAUGAUGGCUCAUACCAGCUGCCCCCAGUUUGUGAUGGGGCGUUCGGUUACGUGCACCGCCUCCGGUGCGUUGUGCCUGCUGGGCGCCAUGACUUUAGCACAAGCCAUGCUUCGAUCUUAUUUGAUGCCCUGGUCAUUCCACUUCUGUAAUGGGAAGUCUGACUAUGAGUGGUCAACCACUUUUGUUCUUGUUACUCAGACCUUUACUGUUGGAGUUGGAACUAUUGCCCCUGCAUGUAGAUGGUUCACUGCCAUAAAUUACAGGUGCCCGACUAGAGGGAAGAUUAUCCGCGCAAGGAAGGUCUUCAAUGUAGAGAAGUAUUGGAUCGAGAAACUGAUUGAGCUGAAGGACUGCCCAUUAAUUUUUCGAAUCCAAAAUCGGCAAUGCAGGAAACUUGUCCAUGUUGCCAAAAAUCAAUUUCUUAACACGUGCAUUGGCAUGCAAACAGGGAUUGUGCUAGGAAGCAAAGCAAUUCAACUAAUUUCCAUUUACUUUGUAGGCCACAUUCUGUUAAUCUGUGAUCGCUGUGGAGAGUUGAAGAAGAAAUUCAAACCCAAAAACAGCAUUUCAAACGACUCAAUAUCGGAGUCACAGUCCAGCUCAAAGCCGGACCUCAGCCGUUUUGUUUUGCAUCUUGAAGGUGAGAAUGAACUAGUUCACCUCAUAAUGAAGGACAAUUGUGAUGCUACUGAUCACUGGAUGCGGAUGGGCAAAAGGAAGCAGCCAAAACAUCUGAUUAAAUUGUUGAAACAAUCAACAUGCUCAAAAGGAUUCAAGGGAGUGCAAGACUUUGACAGUUACCUAGUUCCCCAUCUAGACUUUGAGGAACCUCCAAAUUCUUGGGCUCUUCCAGUAGUGACUCUAGCCAGCAUUGCAGUCACACUUCCAAAUAUUGAAAACUAUUUAGUUAAACAGUUGAUCCGCGGAGUGAAUGAAGGCCUCAUGUAUGUGAAAGCCACUGAAGAAAGCCUAGAUAAAAAAGGAGAUUUGAUUAACAUCGGGAAGGCAGCAGACAUUGUGUGGCUAAAAGUUGAUCUCUAUCACAAGUGGCUAGAUGUCGAUCUCACUAAACUGUCCCUCCAAGCAAACAGCCCGAGGGAUAUACUCGAAGCACUUGCUGAUGCUGCAAAGAACAGGUUUAUGGAACACAAGAAGACAUACAUGACUCAAUGUUUAUUUAAGGAAAGCCCUUCGAAGUGGCCCAGCAAGGUAUUGGCAUCAAAUUCCAUGUAUAGAAUAACCCAAACACUCCUACUAAAUCACCAAAGUACAACCAACCAGACAAGUGAAAAAUUGUUUGAAGUACUUACUGUCAUGAUCUCUGAUAUCAUGGGUGCUUGUCUCACCAACAUACCACAUGUAAUAUCAAUGAAGUGUUUGAGCAGCACCAUUGAAGAAAGGGAAGAAAGUGUGCGGCAAACAGUUUUCAUUCUUGGUAAAAGUAGAGAGAUUAUAAAUCUUCUAGACCAAUGGAGGUUCCCAAAUUUACAUCCUGAUCAAAUGGCAUACAUUGAUGAAUGGCGUUCAUUACAAAAGCUGGAGGACCAUCUGCUUUCCAUUCCAUCUUCGCCAGAGAGUGACACAGUUUCUUCCACUUCAAGUGAGUUGUGUGUAACCAUCGAGUGAGAUACACAAGCAUGGAGCUGAAAAACACAGGUAGCUUUCAUAUUACUAGUCAGUAGUCAUUGCAAAGCUUGUUCGAAGGGAAGAAAGAACUCAGCUGCAUGUAUCAUGUUCUGACUAUAGUCUAUGUAUAAUAAAGAUAAGUUAUUUGAAAGAGAAACUUACAUCCACUAGAUUUGCGAGACUGGAAACUUGUUUGUAUGCAUGUGUUAUCUA